AUGACCGUUUACAAGUCCCCCGUUGCCGACCAGGUUAUCCCCCAGAUCAACUCCUUCUCCUUCGCCAUCUCAAACCCAAACAACACCCCAGAUUCUCACCCCAUCCUCACCGACGCCAUCACAAAGCGUGUCAUCACCUACGGCGACUGGAAGCGCACCACCCGUCGCUGGGCUACCGGUCUCCAAUCCAUCGGCUUCAAGCGCGGCGAUGUCGUCGCCCUCUUCUCCUUCAACCAGGUCGAUUACUCCAUCACCAUGUUCGGUCCCAUCUUGCUCGGAGGUGUCACCACCACUGUCAACUCGGCCUACACCGUCGACGAGCUCGCCUACCAGCUCGAGGAUUCCGGCGCCUCUGUCAUCGUCACCCACCCUGAGUUGCUUCCUGUUGCCAUUGCUGGGGCUAAGAAGGUCGGCCUUCCUGCUAACAGGAUUUUUUUGUAUGGCGAUAAGGCCGUUGAUGGAUUCCAGCCCUACAGCGCGACCUUCCCUCCUGAAUCGACCCCCGAUCAUCUUUUGGCUCAGCCUGUGAACUUGAACGGCCAGGCAGCUGCAGAGACCACGGCUUUGAUCUGUUAUUCCUCGGGAACUACUGGAAAGAGCAAGGGCGUUGAGUUGACCCAUGUCAACUUCAACUCCAACACUUGCCAGGUCUCGCCUCUGGAGGGUAACGUUGAUCAUGGAGAGAACAUUGCCAUGGCUGUCCUUCCUAUGUACCACAUUUACGGCAUCCAGCUUCACCUCAUGUAUGGUGUCUACAACGGUGUUCGCACUAUCGUCAUCCAAAAGUUCGACCCCGUUGGCUUCCUCAAGGCCAUUCAGGAGUUCAAGAUUAUCUCGCUGAACUUGGUUCCUCCUCAGAUCUUGAUGUUGGUCAAGGCCCCCAUUGUCGACCAGUACGACCUCAGCUCAGUUCGCUUCGUCAUGUCCGGCGCCGCCCCUUGCUCGGCCGACCUCAGCCGUGCGCUCAUGCAGAAGUUCCCCCUAGUCCAGUUCCGUCAGGGAUACGGCAUGUCCGAGAUGUCCCCCGCUUCCCAUGUCGGUCUCUACCACAUCCCCAUCCAUGGUUCGAUCGGCCGCGUGAUGCCCAACCAGGAGGUCCGUUUGGUCGACCCCGAGUCUGGCAAGGAUGUCGCCCGUGGCGAGCCUGGUGAGAUCUGGGUCCGUGGACCCAACGUCAUGAAGGGAUAUCGUAACAACGUCAAGGCGACCAAGGAUACCAUUGACCCCGAGGGAUGGUUGCACACCGGAGAUAUCGCCAUUGUUGACAAGGAGGAGAACUUUUUCAUUGUCGACCGUCUAAAGGAGUUGAUCAAGUACAAGGGAUUCCAGGUCGCCCCCGCCGAGUUGGAGGCACUGUUGAUUGCCCAUCCCGCUAUUCUGGAUGCUGCUGUCAUUGGAAUCGACAACAAGGAGCAGGCGACUGAGGUUCCUCUGGCCUUUGUUGUCAAGGCCCCCGGUCAGGAGAACUUGUCGGAGAAGGAUGUCGCUGACUAUGUUGCCUCCAAGGUUGCUGCCCACAAGAAGCUCCGUGGCGGUGUCCGCUUCAUUGAGGUUGUCCCCAAGUCUGCAGCCGGCAAAAUUCUCCGCAAAGAUCUCCGUGUCCUUGUCCAGAAGCCUGUCCAGGCCAAGCUGUAA
This is a messenger RNA of Linnemannia hyalina, 1635 nucleotides long. Lineage: Eukaryota; Fungi; Mortierellomycota; Mortierellomycetes; Mortierellales; Mortierellaceae. The record is from the annotation of a GenBank genome assembly.